Messenger RNA from Rhineura floridana, 939 nucleotides. Its product is annotated as olfactory receptor 11G2-like. Gene Ontology annotation, cellular component: membrane. The record is from RefSeq and is a predicted model, not a curated record. Gene Ontology annotation, molecular function: G protein-coupled receptor activity; olfactory receptor activity. Lineage: Eukaryota; Metazoa; Chordata; Lepidosauria; Squamata; Rhineuridae. The transcript has a single exon. Bases 1 to 939 code for a protein of 312 amino acids. Gene Ontology annotation, biological process: G protein-coupled receptor signaling pathway.
AUGGAGAUCAUCAACGGGACUACAGUGCAGGAAUUCAUUCUUCUGGGCUUCAGAGUUGGACCACAGGGACGCUUGUUCCUUCUCAUCUUCUUUACAGCUGUCUACACCCUCACUUUGGCCGAAAACUUCAUCAUCAUCAUGAUAGUGGUUCAAGAUGCUCGCUUGGCUCGUCUGCCCAUGUACAUCCUGCUGAGCAACUUCUCCUGGCUGGAGAUAUGUUAUGUGAGUGCCACCGUGCCAAGGAUGCUCUUUGACCUAUCCUUUCCAGGUGGGGUCAUCUCCUUCCAUGCCUGCUUCCUCCAGUUUUACAUUUUUUUCUCCCUUGGCACUUCUGAAUGUCUCUUCCUCUCAGCCAUGGCCUUGGAUCGGUUUUUGGCCAUCUGCCGCCCACUGCGCUACCCACAAAUCAUGACCCAAGAUUUCUGCUAUGCCCUGGUGACUGCUUGUUGGGUUGUUGGCUUCCUGUGGUAUGUUGUACCAGUGGUUUUGAUCUCCAAGUUGUCCUUCUGUGGUCCCAACACACUCAAUCACUUUGUGUGUGACUCUGGCCAACUCCUAGCUGUGGCCUGCCCCCCACUGGGGUACCUCCCCAUCUUCUGCUACAUCGUCACCUCUUCUGUGGUUCUGGGCACCUUCCUUUUCAUUGUGGUCUCCUAUGCCUGUGUAGUUUUUACCCUGGUGAAAACAUCCAGCCAAAGCACUGGUGUCAAGGGCUUUUCGACGGUGUCUUCCCACCUAGCAGUGGUGACCGUCUUUUAUGGCACUGUGGUGGCUAUGUAUAUAGGUCACAGCAGUGAAAGUGACACUGAGAACACUAAAAUGAUGACUCUCUUCUACAAUGCAAUUGCCCCUCUGUUUAACCCCCUGAUCUAUUGCCUCAGGAAUGAUCAGGUGAAGGAAGCAUUGGUUAGGCUGUUGAAAACAAAGAGGGUGAUGUAG